GAGGAGGAGGAGGAGGAGGGCAGCAAGAUGGCGGUGGUGGCGCCGCUGCUGGCGCUGCUGUACUCGGUGCCGGGGCUGUGCCGCUGGCUGGCGCGGCCGUACUACCCGCUGUCCGCGCUGCUCGCCACCGCCUUCCUGCUCGUCCGCAAGCUGCCGCCGCUCUGCCGCGGGCUGCCCUCGCAGCGGGAGGACGGCAACCCCUGCGACUUCGACUGGCGGGAGGUGGAGAUCCUCAUGUUCCUCAGCGCCAUCGUGAUGAUGAAGAACCGACGCUCCAUCACGGUGGAGCAGCACAUCGGGAACAUCUUCAUGUUCAGCAAAGUGGCCAACGCCAUCCUCUUCUUCCGUCUUGACAUCCGCAUGGGGCUGCUCUACCUCACGCUCUGCAUAGUCUUCCUGAUGACGUGCAAGCCGCCACUCUAUAUGGGCCCCGAGUACAUCAAGUAUUUCAGCGACAAGACCAUAGACGAGGAGCUGGAGCGGGACAAGCGGGUGACCUGGAUCGUCGAGUUCUUCGCCAACUGGUCCAGCGAGUGCCAGUCCUUCGCCCCCAUCUUCGCCGACCUCUCUCUCAAGUACAACUGCUCGGGGCUGCACUUCGGGAAGGUCGACGUCGGCCGGUACACGGACGUCAGCACCAGGUACAAGGUCAGCACCUCGCCCCUCACCAAGCAGCUGCCCACCCUCAUCCUCUUCCAGGGCGGGACAGAAGUCAUGCGCCGCCCGCAGAUCGACAAGAAGGGCCGGGCUGUGUCCUGGACCUUCUCGGAGGAGAACGUGAUCCGCGAGUUCAACCUCAACGAGCUCUACCAGAAGGCCAAGAAGCAGGCCAAGCCGCGCGACGAGGGCGCCGAGGAGGCUCCCGAGGGGCAGGCGGCCGCGGGGCUGGCCAACGGGGAGACCAAGAAGGACAAGUAGAAGCCACCCGCACCCUGCUCACCCGCCGUCACCCCGCCGUCACCCCCCUGUCCCCGCGCCCGGGGACCGCGCAGCGCUGUCGGCGGCUCCCGGUGGCCCCGGCGGGCUCUGGGCUCCCCCUGCCCGCCGCGGUGGGGCUGGGGGCCGGGUCCCGGGGCCGGUACCGCGUGUCCGCGGCGGGCAAUAAACCUCCGGUGGCGGC
Molecule: messenger RNA, 1120 nt
Organism: Cygnus olor (mute swan)
Lineage: Eukaryota; Metazoa; Chordata; Aves; Anseriformes; Anatidae
Gene: TMX2
Product: thioredoxin related transmembrane protein 2
Exons: 8
Coding region: 28-918 (296 amino acids)
Biological process (GO): brain development
Cellular component (GO): membrane-bounded organelle
Molecular function (GO): disulfide oxidoreductase activity
Source: RefSeq, a predicted model, not a curated record